AUGCACCAGACCCACAAAUGCACCAGACCCACAAUGCACCAACUUAGUACCAGACCCGCACCAGACCCUAAUACCAGACCCACAAUGCACCAGACCCACAAUGCAUCAGGCCAAUGCACCAGACCCACAAUGCACCAGACCCACAAUGCACCAGACCCACAAUGCACCAGACCCACAAUGCACCAGACCCACAAUGCACCAGACCCACAUGCAUCAGACCCACAAUGCACCAGACCCACAAUGCACCAAACCCUGCACCAGACCCACAAUGCACCAGACCCACAAUGCCAACCCACAAUGCACCAGACCCACAUGCACCAGACCCACAAUGCACCAGACCCACAAUGCACCAGACCCACAAUACACCAGACCCACAAUGCACCAGACCACAAUGCCAGACCCACAAUGCACCAGACCACAAUGCCCAGACCCACAAUGCACCAGACCCACAAUGCACCAGACCCACAAUGCACCAAACCCACAAUGCACCAGACCCACAAUGCACCAGACCCACAAUGCCAGACCCACAAUGCACCAGACCCACAAUGCACCAGACCCACAAUGCACCAGACCCACAAUGCCAGACCCACAAUGCACCAUACCCACAAUGCACCAGACCCACAAUGCACCAGACCCACAAUGCACCAGGCCCACAAUGCACAGACCCACAAUGCACCAGACCCACAAUGCACCAGACCCACAAUACCAGACCCACAAUGCACCAGACCCACAAUGCACCAGACCCACAAUGCCAGACCAAUACACCAUACACAAUGCAGACCCACAAUGCACCAGACCCACAAUGCACCAGACCCACAAUGCACCAGACACAAUGCCAGACCCACAAUGCACCAGACCCACAAUGCACCAGACCCACAAUGCACCAGACCCACAAUGCACCAGACCCACAAUGCACCAGACCCACAAUGCACAGACCCACAAUGCACCAGACUAUACCAAUUUAAAUGA
Molecule: messenger RNA, 969 nt
Organism: Homarus americanus (American lobster)
Lineage: Eukaryota; Metazoa; Arthropoda; Malacostraca; Decapoda; Nephropidae
Product: leucine-rich repeat extensin-like protein 3
Exons: 1
Coding region: 1-969 (322 amino acids)
Source: RefSeq, a predicted model, not a curated record